Molecule: messenger RNA, 1251 nt
Organism: Caenorhabditis bovis
Lineage: Eukaryota; Metazoa; Nematoda; Chromadorea; Rhabditida; Rhabditidae
Source: the annotation of a GenBank genome assembly
AUGAGUAAUGAAUCGAUUGACAGUAAUGAUAUGUUUAAUUCGCAGAUGUUUUUUGAUAUGAAAAAUUACAACAUUGUUACUGAUGUACUACCACCACCAAACCAUGAAGAUCUACAUGUUAUGAUAAUGGCAGUAUCCUAUUUAUUACUAUUUUUAUUAGGUACAUGUGGAAAUGUCGCCGUUCUAACAACGAUUUAUCACGUUGUGCGAUCAUCUAGAGCUACUCUUGACAACACUCUAAUAUACGUCAUAGUGCUCUCUUGCGUUGAUUUCGGCGUUUGUCUUUCAUUGCCGAUUACCGUAAUUGACCAGAUUCUCGGAUUUUGGAUGUUUGGCAGCAUUCCAUGCAAACUUCACGCUGUUUUCGAAAAUUUCGGGAAAAUUCUGUCAGCUCUUAUUCUAACCGCUAUGUCAUUUGAUCGAUAUGCUGGUGUCUGUCACCCACAAAAAAAGUUUUUGAGAUCUCGGAAGUUGGCUAUAACAAUUCUAUUAGGUUUAGCAGUGUAUGCUUUUAUAUCUCUGUGCCCAUUAUUGUGGUCGUUUUCUGCUAGAGAGAUUAUUUUAUAUGCGAGAGAAACCGGGCCGGGGCAUCUAACCAGAAUGCGAAUUGAAAAAUGUACUAUAGAUAUUCAAUCUCAUGUAUUUACUGCUUUCACGAUUUACCAGUUUGUAUUCUGCUACUGCACACCUUUAGUUUUAAUCGCCUACUUUUAUAUCAAAUUAUUGAGCAAACUUCGAGAGCACACUAGAACAUUUAAGAGCUCACAAAUUCCGUUUCUUCACAUAUCUCUCUACACCUUAGCCGUUGCUUGCUUCUACUUUCUCUGUUGGACUCCGUUUUGGAUGGCUACAGUUUUUGCAGUUUAUCUUGAAAACUCAGCGAAUCCUGAUAGCGUUCCUCCAGUUUUCGUAUAUAUUAUGUACUUUAUUCAUGCUCUACCGUUUACAAAUUCUGCUAUAAAUUGGAUUCUUUACGGGGCCCUAAAUAGCCAACUGCAACAACGAUGCCGGAAUUCCAAUCGAUGCUCAUCGACCAAAGUUACGAACAAUGCCUCCUCAGUAUGCCAUCCUGUUAAUAAGAAUAACCCGCUCGUACCGCUAGCAAGUUGUCAAAUCAACGAAUCAAUUGCUAGUUUAGCGUGCGCAACUGCAAAUACAAAUGAUAUAUUGCUCGUGAAUUCAUCAAACGAUGAAGAAGUCGAUACAAUUAACGUGCGUCUACUCCAUUCUCAUAAUCCUACGUUUUUGUAA